Messenger RNA from Loxodonta africana (African savanna elephant), 2868 nucleotides. RefSeq names its product interferon gamma receptor 2 (gene IFNGR2). Bases 1564 to 2415 code for a protein of 283 amino acids. Gene Ontology annotation, cellular component: plasma membrane. Gene Ontology annotation, biological process: cytokine-mediated signaling pathway. Gene Ontology annotation, molecular function: cytokine receptor activity; protein binding. The record is from RefSeq and is a predicted model, not a curated record. The transcript is spliced from 9 exons. Lineage: Eukaryota; Metazoa; Chordata; Mammalia; Proboscidea; Elephantidae.
CCUCACCACCCCCGCGUCCUGCCCCAGGACCUCCCACCCAAGAAGGGGGCGCCCACACUGUCCCUUCACGACGCCCCACGCCCCGCCGUGCCUUUCCGCACGGCCGCCCCCGCCUUGUAACGAGUGCGGCCAGAGCAUCCCAAAGUCUGGAAGUGAAGAAGGGAAAAAUUGACGCCAGGGUUCGAGGAGGGGCACAGAUUUCUCACCCGGGCUGGACUGAGCUUUGCCCUUGCUUAGCGCGCCCUCCCCAGUGGCCUGAGAGCCCGUUUGCUUGUGCCGUUGGAGGGUGAGCCGUGGGGCACGUAGUCACUUCUUACUGUGGCUGCGGCGUGUUUGGUUUGGAUGUGAAGUCUGGAGAGUAAGUUUUCUGAGAUCAGAUGGUAGUAGAAGGGCAUUGAGGGCAGCACCCAGAAACGUCUGGAUCGCCCCAGUUGUGUCGAGGGUGACAGCUGAACCAGGCUUUUAAUCUCAGCUCUGAACCCAUUGUUUACCUGGACUGCACCUUAGUUCCCACCUCUGACACUAACUGAUCAUACCUCAUGAGCCAAACAUAAAAAGCAAAAGGAAAAAAAAAAAAAAAUCAGGGUAGAACAUUCUGCAUAUGUGUACGUGUUUGUCUUUUGCUUUGUUCUUUCCCAUAGAGACACUGAUACCAUAAGUUGGAUAACACUUAAAUAGUCUUUAAGAUUUAGAAGGUUCCUCCUAGUUGAAGUCUUAACAUGUUGUCUGCUGUUUGUUUCUUCUGACAGCACCCAUUGCAAAGGCCUUUAGGUUUCCAGGAGUUAAUACAAAAAGCUCCAUGUUAUAAACCAAAAACUCGUUGCCAUCAAGUCAGUUCCAACUCAUAGCAACUCUAUAGGACAGAGUGGAGCUGCCCCAUAGAGUUUCCAAGGAGCACCUGGUGGAUUCGAACUGCGGACCUUUUGGUUAGCAGUGGUAGCGCUUAAUCACGUGGUCACCAGGGUUUCUCCAUGAUAUGGGGAUCCUUGUAUAUGGGGAUCUCUGCUCCUAGUUCACUGAUUGUUUUUCUGUAGGAGUCAGACAGAUGUGCUGGAAUCUAGACUCUGCCCCUCCCAGCUUCAAGUCUUGAGCAACCUUUGUCUCCUUCCUCUGAGCCUUCUCCAGUGACAGACAAAAUGUUGGUAAUUGCCCAAGCUGGGUGAUGGGCAAGUGCUGGUACUUUAUGCCAGCUACUCCAAGAGUGACCCUCUUUCCCAGCUGCCCCCUCCUCAGAACCCGAAGAUUCGCCUGUACAACGCGGAGCAGGUUCUGAGUUGGGAGCCGGUGUUCCUGAGCAAUGACACGAGGCCGGUGACCUACCGGGUGCAGUACAAAUAGAGAUAGUUUUGCAGCUUGGAGCAAGGUGCCAGGGGACUUUAGGCCCCUACCGUCCCACAGAACCUUGAGGAUUACAUCUCAAAGAGGAACGCUGUACAACUGUGUUGUAUUGAGAAAUCCUGUUUCCUUUGCUGCCCCCGCCUGCCCCCCAGCUUUGCAUGUGAAUCCUGCGUUCACGUGGAGGUCGUGCAUAAGCCUCAUCGUCCCUGCGUAGUAUGAUCAAGAAUGUUGCUGAGCACUGCUAGCGAGUGGGGCGACGUGUCAGGAGUGAAUUGUACGAAGACCACUGAGACCUGGUGCAACUUCACGGCAGCCAGCCUUUCACAGGGUUUCCCACGGCACUUCAAUGUCUCUUUGCGUGUUCAAGCUGAGCUCGGAGAACGUGUCUCUGCCUGGGCGACGGUGCCUUGGUUUCAACACUACCGGAAUGUUACUGUUGGGCCUCCAGAAAACAUUGAGGUGGCUCCAGGAGACGGCUCACUGAUCAUCAGGUUCUCUGCCCCCUUUGACGUCGAUGCCUCCAUGGUCACUUUUCAGUAUUACGCCCAUUACUGGGAAAAGGCCGGAACCCAAAAGGUUAAAGGCCCUGUCAAGAGCAAUUUCAUUUUGUUGGAUGGCUUAAAACCCUUACGUGUAUACUGUUUACAAGUCAAGGCAGAACUUGUUUGGCCAGCACAAGGCAUCGUUCGACCUGGGCACUUAAGCAACAUAUCUUGCUCUGAGACAACAACUGAUGCUGCUACUGAACUUGAACAAGCCAUCCUGAUCUUUGUGGGAACCUUUCUGUCAGUGGUGUUGCCAAUGGGAGCCUGUUUCUUCCUGGUCCUGAAAUACAGAGGCCUGGUUAAAUACUGGUUUCAUUCUCCACCCAAGAUCCCAUUACAAAUAGAAGAGUAUUUAAAGGACCCAGCUCAACCUAUUUUGGAGGCCUUGGACAAGGACAGGUCACCGAAGGAAGAUGCCUGGGACUCUGUGUCCAUCGUUUCACUUCCAGAAAAGGAGCGGGAAGAUGCUCUCCAGAAUACUUUGAACCAAAGCGCUGGCCCGGCCCCACCGUUCCCGGAAAGAAGGCACUGAGCCGGUGGUGCAGCUGACGCUCCCGUCUGGGCUUUACAGACACUGGGACCCCAUAUUCCUGCCGCUAACAAGGCCCUGCUGGAGUCUGGUGAGAGGGAGCAGGUCUGGGGUACAGAGAAGCUUACUUUUUUUUUUCCUUUGAGAAUUUUCUAAAUCAUACCAGUUCCUAGAAUGAUUCUACAAAGAUAUCCCAGAAAAAUUAAGGUUUUUUCUUAAACACUAAAAAGGCAUGUAAUUACUUCUUAGCAAGAUGGCUGUGGUAUACCUCAGGUGUGUUCUUCAGUGUUGGCUGAGAGGGAGGCUGGAGAGGACACAGUGGUGGGCUGGAUGUACUGGAGGCUGGCUUCUCUUCUGGACCUGCAGAGGAGCCGGGAACGGUGGGCUGGUCUCAGGGCCUCUCCAGCCUUGCCCAACCAGGGGAGCCAGGUGGCCUUCACAUCCAGUCCACUGAUU